GCAGCAAGCAAAGGGGCUCUGAUGGUCAUAUUAACCACACACACACACAGACACACACACACACACGGACCGAUUAGCCACACACUCCACAUUCAAGUCGCUGUUAAAGGAGGCUUGGGGACCUAAAGAGAGACACACAUACGCAUCACAUCAAGGAACAAAGGAUGCUUUGGAACAGCAUAUUCUUCGUCAUCUUUUCUCUUGUUUCAGUGGAGAGAUGUGAGGCAGAGAGGACAAGAAAACUUGUUGGAAAGAUGGCCAUCUUUAACUGUCCAUAUGAUACUGCGUACAAAGACUCCCCCAAAUACCUUAAGAAGCGAGACCAUAAUGUCAGUAUCACACUCAUUAGAUCUGAUGGAUGGAUGGGUUGGACUACGGUUGGGCGAUACAAGUUGAAUGAUGACAAAAACAGUGGCAAGUUUGAUGUGCACAUUUUCCCCUUGACCCUCAAUGACACUGGGACGUAUGUGUGUGGAGUGGAAGCAGCAGAAGACAGAGAUGGGCAGGAGACCAAGCUUGAGGUUCAUGAAGAGACAGAACCCACAAAAGCGAGAGUUGCCGAAACAACCACCUUUCCCCCAGUAACAGUUGUAUCCAUCCGGUCUGCAUCCCCAGCUCCUGGUGACUUAGUGCAGAUCAGCACAGGUGUGGCAGUGGUUGCAGCCGCAGUGCUGGUGUUCACACUGAUCCUACUCUACAUCCAGAAGACAAAGAGAAGCGAUAGACCAUCAGAGGGGCCCCAACUUCCGCUCAGUUUGACUAUGACAUCAAAUGAAAUAACUAUCCCACAGGAAAACAUUUAUGCUGAAGACACAACUUAUUCUCAGCUGGCUGGCUCCGAUGUGACCAACCCCCCUGUUGUCAGCAGCCAGCCAAUGACCCGCACGGGCACCACCAAUCAGAGACUAACAAACUCACAAGCCCCUAUCUACUCCCUUUUUACCUUUCCAAACUCACAAGCCCCUACCUAA
Messenger RNA from Clupea harengus (Atlantic herring), 971 nucleotides. RefSeq lists its product as uncharacterized. The record is from RefSeq and is a predicted model, not a curated record. Gene Ontology annotation, molecular function: transmembrane signaling receptor activity. Lineage: Eukaryota; Metazoa; Chordata; Actinopteri; Clupeiformes; Clupeidae. Gene Ontology annotation, cellular component: plasma membrane.